AUGAAUUUCGCUCCCUAUCAAGACGAAUCCCCCGAGAUCGAGCGGGCGCUGUCCCCUCCCCAUCCCGACCCCCGCGGCAAGUCUCCCAACCUUCGAUCACCUAGAGCAUCGGCCGAUCUGCCUUCUCCAAGCCACUUUGCGGGAGGUGGACAUGGAAACACCAGCUUUGGACGAGAUGUUGAAGGUGGACAUGUGAGCUUGGGGGCCUUUGAGACAAGCCUUCCCAUUCGCAUGGAUGUGGAGGCUGCACUGGCGUAUUUAGUUUUACCUCCUGCUGGAGGUCUAUUUCUCCUAUUAGCUGAGCAUAAGAGCGACUACGUCCGAUUCCACGCUUGGCAAUCUAGCAUGCUUUUUGCUGUUAUCUUCGUGAGUAUUAAAUCCGUUGUCCAAAUUGAAACAUUAGCUGACGAGGUUGGAUAG
This is a messenger RNA of Penicillium angulare, 420 nucleotides long. RefSeq lists its product as uncharacterized. The coding region runs from base 1 to 420 and encodes 139 amino acids. The record is from RefSeq and is a predicted model, not a curated record. Lineage: Eukaryota; Fungi; Ascomycota; Eurotiomycetes; Eurotiales; Aspergillaceae. The transcript has 2 exons.